This is a messenger RNA of Platichthys flesus (European flounder), 2077 nucleotides long. RefSeq names its product chromobox homolog 8a (Pc class homolog, Drosophila) (gene cbx8a). The transcript is spliced from 5 exons. The record is from RefSeq and is a predicted model, not a curated record. The coding region runs from base 195 to 1220 and encodes 341 amino acids. NCBI's taxonomy places the organism in Eukaryota, Metazoa, Chordata, Actinopteri, Pleuronectiformes, Pleuronectidae.
CAACAACCGAGCCAACGCGCUCCAGCGCGAUCCGUCCUACCGACCGCGGUGCCUGGCAACAGCAAAAGACGUGAUGACGUCCCCUCCAGAUCGCGUAUUAUGGGAUGUGCGAAAUUAAACAACCCGAGGAGGACACGAGGGAAGCGAAACAAAUAAUAAAAAGAGACCGAAAUAAACGAGGCGCAUGGUGAAUCAUGGAGCUCUCAGCUGUUGGUGAGAGCGUCUUCGCAGCCGAGUCCAUCAUUAAACGGCGAAUCCGACGGGGUCGUUGGGAAUAUCUCGUGAAAUGGAAGGGCUGGUCUCAGAAGCACAGCACAUGGGAGCCGGAGGACAACAUCCUGGAUGAACGACUCUUCGCUGCCUUCGAGGAGAGAGAGCGCGAACGGGAGCUGUUCGGCCCGAAGAAGCGUGGACCCAAACCCGAGACGUUUCUCCUGAAGGCCAGAGCCAAAGAAAAGACGUAUGAAUUUAGAAGAGAGGCUCCCAGAGGGAUCCAGGUUUCCUAUCCCACCCCGGAGCCUGUCAUAACACCAAGGGCCCGGGAGGGUUUACGUGCCGUGGUUCCCACAAUCUUCCCACCGAGCGCGGUCAACAGAGGAGAGAGUGUGCACGUCCGAGCACCAGAGCCCGAGAGGAGGCCCAGGCCGACCCCACCGGCUGCUCUGACACUCCAGGAGCCGGACCGACACCCCAAAAAGAGAGGGCGCAAACCGAAGCUACAUUUAAAUUAUGAUAAAGAAGAUGGUAGCAGCUCGGCAGAGCAGGAUUCCAAACGGAGCAGGUUUGUGGAGGACCCUGUGUCGCCCGGCGUGUCCAAAGUGGCCAGACGGCUGCACCACCACCACGGAGAGACGUCGGAGCACAGCCUCCUCCAGCUGACCAAGAGGUUCCAGGAGAAGACCACGAUCACGCCCAAAUCCAGCGGCGCGAAGAGACACGCUGGGGACGCAGGCCUGUCCUACACCUGCGCGUUCGAUCCAAACGAGAGGGGACACAGGACUCACUGUCUGAGCAGCAUGUCUGUCCCUCUGACGCUGAGGCACCAGGUGAAGGAGUACAUGCCCACUCAGCCCGAGUCCACCCGUGACCCUGCCUCGAUGUGGACCCCCAGAUUCACCAGCCUGGACACUGUGACCGUGACGGACGUCACACUGAACCUGAUGACGGUCACCGUCAGAGAGAGCAGCACGGACAAAGGUUUCUUCAGAGCGAAAAGAUGAGUGUGUGCAGGAAUCUCAAAUGUUUAAAUAAUUGUUUAACAUGCUAACUCACUAACAAGCCUAUCCUGUAUCAGCAUAUUUUUCUAUGUAACUUCGUAUAGUGUUAAUGGAGAUGUUUAAAACUCUGAUGGAAAUGUGUUAAAUAGAGAAAGUGACGUUGCAACGUUAAGGUGUAUUUGAAGGUGUCAAAUAUCAAUUAGGUCAUCUUGUUUCAGAUCGUUCUAUAAACACACAUUUUUUUACUGUACAACCAUAAUAAUCUUAUUUAGCUAUAGUUUAUAACAGUGUUCUCUAAAUAGGAAAGGUUAUAAGGUGACUUGCAUUUAUAAGGCUUUUUCCCAGUCAAGUCGGAAGCCAUGCAGCGUCUCAGUUUAGGUUCAGGAUAAGAUGUUUUUCAUUCAUCUUGUCAAAGUAUUAUACAUGUUUGUAGGCAUGAGACUCGUGUCAAAUAAUAAUCGAAAUUACGAAAGGCACGUAUAGAGUUAGUGAUGUUUUAUCACAGGCAAAAUGAAAAUCCAUCUGAUUAUAUCUACAUCGUUUUUCUAAGCGUUUCAGAAAGUAUUAUCUCUAAUUUAAAAAUCAUCAUCAAGGCUGCGGGAUAUAUAUUUUUGUAAAGGCUUUGCUGUUGUGCUCGGUUGCUGCCACGUUCAAAUAAAACCUGUCCGAUAAUUCCUGCUCAACAAGUUUCGGGUUUGAAUUAAUUAUUCCAAAAUUAUUCAAACAACGGAGAAGACUUUGAAUGUGAGAGGUAUACGAUAUUAAAUGUGCUCCUUUGGACUAAUUAAAAAAUAUAUAUGUUUUCCUGUUGAAGUUGUGGUAGGAGCCUUGUUCAGGAGAAAAUAAUGAACCACACCUUA